CGGCGAGUCACGAAAUCAGUUUGAGGACUCAAAUUUCAACCUUAUGAAGAGCGCCUCUAAUAACUUAACCUUUACCUAUUAGAGUAUAGGCGUCUUAAAGGUUCCUGCCUGGAGGUUUUGGUGAUCCCCUGCUAAUAGACACGGAGGCCUGUUAAGCGAUAGCUUCUUCUAAUCAGUCCACAACUAUUUGAACCAUUUGAAGGUCAUACCACACUUCUGCCGUAUAUACGGCGUUUGAAGUUCAUCCACGCUUACUGUUUGGAUUUAUACCACUGAUUUGUAUAAUAAACCUUUGCAGUUUCAAUGGGCUUGGGAAAGGGGAUCAAACGCCAACGAAACGGUGUUCAGUUUAAAUUAGAUUUGAAAGUGAAAGAACAAAUGCAACGAGACCAACUAUUUCUCUGGAAAUCACCUUUACUUACACUGUAUUAUUUCUCCUUGGAGUGUAUAUUCAGAUUUGCUCAGCUGCGCUUUACUGUUUUGCAAAACAAAACUAGAUGUGUUUUUGUUGUCAGCAUAAUUUUAUUACUGUUUUUUUUGGACUACUUGGAAGGUCCUCAUUCUAAUACUUUUGGCCGCAUGAAAUCUACUUUCUUAUGGUGGUCGUGGUGGGUUUGGCUUGGAUUUCUAUCAUCAUGUGGAUUUGGUACCGGUCUACACACUUUCGUUUUGUAUCUAGGUCCGUUUAUAGCUGAAGUCACGAUGAGCGCAUAUGAAUGUAAAACACUUGAUUUUCCUCGUCCACCCUACCCGGAUAGAAUUGUAUGUCCGGAUAAUCCAAAUCCAUUUGAAAAAAUUACGUUUUGGAAAAUUAUGCGGAAAGUGCAAAUGGAGUCAGUCAUGUGGGGCUUAGGGACUGCGCUUGGCGAAUUGCCUCCUUAUUUCAUGGCUCGAGGUGCCAAGCUUUCCGGGGAAUACAGUGAUGAAUUAUUGGAUUUACAGGAAUCCAUCUCGUCGAAUGAAAAUUCUGCUAAUCUUUCAGAUCAAACAGUUACUUUUCAAAAGAAAGCUGAACGUUUUUUGCAUCAUCUAAUCAUGAAAGCUGGAUUUAUUGGAAUUUUACUUUGUGCGUCUAUUCCCAACCCAUUGUUCGAUUUGGCUGGAGUAACAUGUGGACACUUUUUGGUGCCAUUUUGGUCUUUCUUUGGCGCAACUUUUAUUGGCAAAGCCUUGAUCAAGGUUCAUUUACAACAGCUAACUGUGAUCGCUUUAAGUUCUGAGCACCAUGUAGAAACAUUAGUUGAGUUAAUUGGUCGUAUUCCAGUGUAUGGUAAACAGUUACAAUCUCCGUUUCUUGAAUAUUUACACCAACAAAAAGCUAGUCUACACAAUAAAGAAUUUAAUGGACAACAAAGUUGGCUUCAGUUUGUGUUAUUUGUCCUCAUAACUGGACUUAUACUUUCAUUUCUCGUAUCCAUUAUUCAUGCGCUUGCGAGGAGUUAUCAUCGUAGAUUAUGCGAGUGGCGGCGGCUUGCAGAAGGAGAAGUACAUAGUAAAGAUGAAUAAUUUUCAAUAUUAAAAUUGUGUUAGUUCCGACUUCUAAAGUUAUUUCAUUCCAUAUUAUCUAUCAGUACAUAGUUUUUCAGAGGUUAUGUUUUACGUUGCCUUUUAAAAUGUGAUCUUUUUACUCACCCGAUGUUGUUUCCAAACGUGUUGCACAACAGUGGAAGUGUUUCAAACUUAUUGACACGAUAUUUUAUUUCGAAUCGUUGGUAAACUUCAUUUUCAAAAUUUUUACAACCAUGCAAUUGUCAUUUCUCUGGCAUUUUUAAAAUCCAAAUUGUGUUCAUUCUAGUUUGUUUCGAAACCAAGUGUUUCUGUACUAAAAUUUCUUAGCUAUUAUAUUUUGUACCGAAAUCAAUUUGGUCUACUUUUGACUGCAGUUAGUAUCUAACAUUGACUAUUCAGUGAUACAUGUACAAAGUUCCCUAUUUAUUUCUUUUAUUGAAAAGACUUAGUCAGCAACAACGUAGAACUUCGUACGUACGUACAUCAAUUCGAGUUGCCAUGCCACAUUAGCACAGAGAUACAAUUGUUGACUCAUAUCCCGUAGUGGCAGAGAUAGUAAGAGUAUAAACAGUAAUCGGAAACAUUAGGGUUUUAAAAUGUUAUUCAAGGGGUAUAAUCCACUGAAAUGAAUUUGGGGAGAGAAAAGAAAGACAUGAAGAAUUUAGGUUAGAACAUAAAGAUUGGGUGCACCUGCGCCAUGGCAAACGAUUUUGAGCCAUGUCAUUCAAGGUCUCUAACCAACGAUUGCUAUAGUCUACACCUGCCAACAUAACUCAGUCCACUUGUCAGUGACUUCAUGAAUUUGUGUUAUGUUUUGGUCUGGUCGCCCCUAGCUUCCUCUUCCAACCUACUCCUACACCAUAAAACAUCGCUCGUCGGGGCAGUUGGUGGUGGGGCAGACGUAACACAUCACAGCCACCUCAAAUGACGAAGUUUUGCUACUUCAUCAAUUGAUUUGCCAUCCUUGCCUAGUACCCGUUUCCAAACAACUGCAUCACUUAGUCGGUGGUCCCAGGAUAUACGAACAAUGUUUCGAAGACACCUAUAAUCGAAUACUAGUAACCUACGAAUAUCCUCUAAUCUUACCGACUAAUUUUCACUGCCAUAAAGUAGGAUGGGGCGGACUGCUGCUCAGUAAACCCGACCUCUGGUUGGUAGACGGACAUCUCACCUACUCCAUAAAUGGUGCGAGUUGCGACUACUUAUGUGUUUAUACUCAUCUUGUUUCAAGAAAACGAUGAGUGUAAUGUCUAUUGGAAUGUAUUUUCAAAUAUUUCAACAUGACAAUCCUUAAAUUUGUCGAAGAUGUGGGUUAGUUUUAAGAUAUCUCGGUAAAAUCAUAACUACUUAAUAUUUAUAUGACUGGGCGAAAACUGUAUGGAGGCCCGUUAUUUAAUCGUCAUUUAGAUCGAACGAUGUUGUCCAAAGGGCUCUCCACUUUAGUGGCCCGAGAUCUGACUCCAAGGUGAUUGUAAUGAUGAUUGUUGUUGAAAUAUAUGUGUCGCCUAUCCUCGUAUAUAAUCAUUGACUUAAAUCGCGUUAGUCAAUAACGGAAUUAAAUAAGUCAAAUAACGAGAAUGAACUUGUGAAUACAUAUAUUUUGUAUAUAAAGCGAAUGGAAUAGAGAGAGGAGAAACGACGCAGAGUGGUGAUGGCUGGUAAGCCAACUCCCCUUUAACCAAGCGUUAAUCAAUAUUUAUAGUUACACAAAAGUAAGUUACAGACAUGUGAUGAUUAAUGGGAUAAAAAAUGUACACACACCUAUACGCUCAUAUAAAAACAGUCAAGAUCGAUAAGCGAAUUAACAAGGUCAGAAUGUGACUCAAGUAGAAUGAAUACAAUUGGCUGUCCGAAAGCUAGAAUGAGGUAUAUGGGCUUAACAUAAUGGCCGACACUAAAUGCUGUCAUAGGUUGAUAGAUCAUUUUUAACCUAGGUUAGUAUCUGGUGAUUAAGAUACAUCGAGUAGUCAUUUAUCUUAGUAUUGUGUACAGUUUAACAAUAUUGUCGC
Messenger RNA from Schistosoma haematobium, 3518 nucleotides. RefSeq names its product Vacuolar membrane protease (gene VMP1). The coding region runs from base 304 to 1506 and encodes 400 amino acids. NCBI's taxonomy places the organism in Eukaryota, Metazoa, Platyhelminthes, Trematoda, Strigeidida, Schistosomatidae. The transcript has 8 exons. The record is from RefSeq and is a predicted model, not a curated record.